AUGCGCAUUGUUGGUCAACACGGAGUGAAGGAAACAACAACAGCUGAGGAGGUUUCCAUCAAGGAUGAGAACGGCAAAAACGCUAAUGAGGAUAUACAGCAUGAAUCUGUGGCACUGCAACCUUGUGAGCAGAUGACUAAGACCAACGAUGGUGACAAUUUCGUCUCGACGCAGCAACUGGCUCUCAAAAUGCAAUUUCCUUCACAAUCUGAGCGCUUCGAUCGAACUCGUUGUCUCUUCGAGCACGGUACUGGAGGUGUCAACACCGAUGAGGAAGAUGAUAAAGAAACGAACAAACAAUAGGAAGAGAAAUAAAAGUUCGUCUAUAAAUAGGGUUAUUGUAUUCCCACAAUGUUCUUUCACCUGACUUAAUUUAUCUGUAUGUAUAUUUCUAAUAUUCACAAAUAUUUUUCUGAUGAUUAUAUUCAAAUGUAUAGAAUGUAAAAUAAAAUAUA
Meloidogyne enterolobii is the source of this 455-nucleotide messenger RNA. The record is from the annotation of a GenBank genome assembly. NCBI's taxonomy places the organism in Eukaryota, Metazoa, Nematoda, Chromadorea, Rhabditida, Meloidogynidae.